UUAGUAUGAAUUCAAUAAAAAAACCACAAGUAAAUGAUACAGUAUAUAUAUACAUUUCUAUAUAUACAAGGUUGUUGACCAAGUAAUUAUGAAUAAUUAUGAGUGGAGUGGGAAUAUAUAUAUGUUAUACGUUGAUGAGAAGUUGAGGGAUUGGGAAACGAAUGGGUUGUUCAGAGCUGAAAUACGCAUGGCCUUGUAGCGUGAACGUAGCAAACUUCGUGACGGUAAGGCCGAGCGUGGAGGAAGAUGAAAGAGGCAAUUUCAAGAACUGGAAAGAGCAGAUGGUUUGCCUGCUGGAGAGCCAGGACGUGGCGGGGUUCGUCGACGGUGAAAUCGUGGCUCCGGAGAAACACGAGGCUGAGCAGUGGAAGCUGUGGAGAAGAACGGACAGGCUCGUCAAAGGAUGGAUUUUAGGAUCGGUGGGGACGGACGUGCUUGACGCAGUGCGGGACAAGGAAACUGCAAGGGACGUAUGGCUAGAAUUGGACGACAUUUUCAAACCACAAGAAGAAGAUGAAGAUAAUGAUGAUGAUGAUGAUGAUGAUGAUUCGGACAGUGAGAGUGGUGAAGAUUUUAGCAAAUAUUUGGCACUAUACCAAGCAGCAAUGAAAGGCGAGUGGGACACCGCCAAGAAUUUCUUCGAAGAUAUAAACGAAUUAAGCAGCAGCAUUAUCAGUUCGGAGUCAGAAACAGUUCUCCACGUAGCCGUAUUGACCGGAAAAGCAAACGAUUUGGUGCAAAAGUUGGUGGAAAUGAUGCCAGUCGAGGCGUUGGCCCUCAAGGACUCCGUUGGAGAGACGGCCUUGCACAAUGCCGCGACUGUCGGAAAUACAGAAGCAGCACGUGCUUUGGUUAAGAAGAAUCCGGAUUUGCUACACAUGUUGAGUAACAGCAAUCGAUUGCCAGUGCUGGAAGCAGCCAUAAAUUGCCAAAAGGAAACGCUAGAGUACUUGAUAGGUGAGCACGAGGCCAACGCCGAGCUUAACCCCUUGUUUGAGGGCCAACGAGGCGACGAGCUGUUGAAUGCAAUAAUAACUUCUGAAUUUGUUGAUAUUGCAUUGGAUUUGGCUCACAAGUACCCAAAUUUGACAUUAAUAAGAAACGAGAAUGACGGCAGAUCGGCACUAUCAACAAUUGCUGAAACGGAUACCUUAUUCCCAAGGACAGAUGCUUUCACCUGGUGGCAAAAGUUUAUUUACCAUCGCAUUCCUAUAAAAAUUUCUAAAUCAGAAGCUGGUCACACGAGAUAUGUAACCCAUGACAUUGAAAAUUUAAACAGCGAUGGCGCAGCGCAGAGGAAAUACUCCACUUCGUCUCAGAUUAUCUCUCAAGUAGGGAAGAAGCUGGAAUCCAUGGUUUGGCAUGUCAUCGAAACUUUAGUGCCUCAAGUGAAGGAGAUGAGGGAGAAGAAAGCACGGCGUCAACAAGCACUGCAACUGGUGAAAUACUUGUGCAACAAAGUAGUGUCUUUGCCUGAAAAUAAAGCUGCAACUAUAUUUCGGAUAUCUAUUAAGCUGGCGGCCAAGUACGGCAUCAGUGAGAUCGUGGAAAUGGUGAUACACAAAUUUCCAAUGGUCACUUUCCAUAGAGAUUCUGACACCGGCAGGAAUGUAUUCCUUCUGGCAGCCAGUUAUCGCUUCGAGAAUGUCAUCAACCUCUUCUACAAUAUGAGUGACCGCAGAUACAUGUUUUUCGACUCCACAGACGAUGAGAAGAACAAUUUACUGCACAUUUGUGGAAAGCUCGCCCCUUCCGACAGACUCAAUCUUGUUGCCGGUGCCGCUCUACAGCUGCAGCGUGAAUUACAGUGGUUCAAGGAGAUGGAAAAUUUUGUCCAUCCUUCACGCAGAACAUGGACCAACAACGACAAGCUGACUCCACAGAUGCUAUUCACAAAGGAGCACGAGAAGUUGAAAGCUGACGGGGAGAGGUGGAUGAAAGACACGGCUAACGCGUGCACCAUCGCGGCAGCGCUGAUUGCAACGGUCGUGUUUGCUGCAGCUUUCACGGUUCCUGGUGGGAUCGAGUCUGCAUCGGGCAUGCCGCUGCUGUCGAGCCAGCCUACGUUCGUGCUGUUUGCGGUGUCGGACGCCAUAUCCUUGUUCACCUCCAUCACGUCUCUGCUGAUGUUCCUCUCCAUCCUGACUUCACGAUACGCGGAGCAAGACUUCCUAUACGUUCUGCCCAAGAGGUUAAGCAUGGGUCUUCUGAGCCUGUUCGUGUCCAUUACGUUUAUGCUGGUCGCCUUUAGCGCUACGCUGUAUCUGGUGCUUGAAGAAGACGUGGCGUGGUUUGUGGUGCUUGUGGCGGCCUUCGCUUCCUUGCCGGUAACAUCAUUCGUGCUGCUGCAAUUCCCACUGCUUGUAGAUGUCAUCUAUUCUACUUAUGGCCCUGGUAUUUUCGGAAAGAAGACCAAUCGUCUUCUCUAUUAAUCAACCAUACAACUGUCGUUGCUUGACUUUCAUACUCUUCAUAAGAAUAGUUAUUUACUAAUCCCACGCACAUGUUCUUCUCUUAAGAAUAAGUGGUUUCUACUUCUUUUCUUUGCUAUAUUCCCAAAAUUGUAUUUGUAUAAUCAAUGGGUUUUGUUUUUUA
Salvia miltiorrhiza (redroot sage) is the source of this 2595-nucleotide messenger RNA. RefSeq names its product ankyrin repeat-containing protein At5g02620-like. The record is from RefSeq and is a predicted model, not a curated record. The transcript has 7 exons. Bases 162 to 2432 code for a protein of 756 amino acids. Gene Ontology annotation, molecular function: protein binding. NCBI's taxonomy places the organism in Eukaryota, Viridiplantae, Streptophyta, Magnoliopsida, Lamiales, Lamiaceae.